Messenger RNA from Cololabis saira (Pacific saury), 2933 nucleotides. RefSeq names its product C1q and TNF related 6b (gene c1qtnf6b). The record is from RefSeq and is a predicted model, not a curated record. Gene Ontology annotation, molecular function: protein binding. The coding region runs from base 121 to 840 and encodes 239 amino acids. The transcript is spliced from 3 exons. NCBI's taxonomy places the organism in Eukaryota, Metazoa, Chordata, Actinopteri, Beloniformes, Belonidae.
GAGAGAGAGAGAGUGAGAGGGAGAGAGGUUUCCUCCUUGUAGUUCCACCUCUCUGUCUGACUACAGCAGUCGCUUUUUGCCACCUCAGCUGUGGUGAAAGUCCACCAGGUUGUAGCAGCCAUGUUGCCGGUGUAUUUGAAGCUGCUGUUGUUCCUCCCGUUGGUUUGCUGUGUCCCCUCCCCCUCCAGACCUCCCUCCAGGCUCUGCAGACGCUGCUGCGACCACUUCGAGGCUCCAGCUCCUUAUCAAAUGCCUGAAGUCAGAACCGUCAUCAACAUGACCAUCCUCAAAGGUGAUAAAGGUGACAGAGGAGACAGGGGCACUCCAGGAAAAUCAGGUCUGGAGGGUUCUCCUGGCCACCGAGGACCCAUGGGCCCUAAAGGCAGCAAAGGCCAGGCAGGUGCACCGGGAGACCCCUGCAAGAUCCCCCACUCAUCCUUCUCUGUGGGGCGUCGUAAAUCACUGCAUAGCCUGGAUUACUACCAGCCGCUGGUGUUCGACACAGUGUUUGUCAAUAUCCACGAGCACUUUAACAUGUUCAAAGGCAAAUUCUACUGCUAUGUGCCAGGGAUCUACUUCUUCAACGUUAACAUCCAUACCUGGAACUUUAAGGAGACCUACCUCCACUUGAUGCACAAUGACAAGGAGCAGGUGAUCCUGUACGCUCAGCCUAGCGAGAGGUCCAUCAUGCAGAGUCAGAGUGUCAUGCUGCAUUUGGCUCUGAAUGAUGAGGUCUGGGUCCGACUCUAUAAAAGGGAGAGGGAAAAUGCCAUUUACAGUGACGACGUGGAUGUUUACAUAACCUUCAAUGGAUACCUGGUGGGACCUGGCACCCAGUGAAAAUAUGAGGGGAAUAAUGUCUGGGUCAGAUUUAUCAUUCUAUUUUCAGUUUUUAAGCCCCAGAUACUGCUUUGUGAAAGACAGGUGAACUAAAUAUACAAAUAUGGUGCUUAUUGAAUUGUCCUUUCAGCCUAAGGGGGAAAUGCUUUGUUUUUUUAAACAAGGGUCAUCAAAACCUUUUAAAUCAAAUAAUAAUAAUAAUAAUUAUAAUAAUUAUUACAAUAAUAAUUAUAAUAAUAAUAAAAAGCAAAAAGGAUAGUAGCACAGCAAAGAAAUUAGGAGAAAAUGUUGUAAUGCUUCCUUUGCACUAGAAAUACAUUUUUGUACAAAGUAAACUUGUUUUUUUUUCUGUGCUGCUGUUUAUUCUUGGAUUAGUCAUUUCUUGGACUAAGACACAGGUUGUUCUUUAUCAGGAAUGAUAAAUCAGUGCAAUCCCAUUUAUACACCACUUGUGUUGGUAGAGUGCCUGUCAGAUUAUUUACUGUCUAGACAGACGUCUGUCAUAGCGUAGAUAUAUAAUCAGAUUGAACCUUCCCAAGGAAGGCUUUCAUUUGUCCGUCCACCCAAAUUACCAAUAUAACAGUAACGACUUACUCUUUCUGAUGCAUAGUCAUGCAGAAUGAAAACUUUAUAUUCUGAGCUGCAGGGAUCUACAACAUGACGCUGCUCAUUGAUGCAAUGUGCAACCUUAGGAAAAUUGAAAAUAUCCUUUGCUAUCACAUGAUAUCCUCAUGGCCACAAAUAUAUGUACUGUAGAUUUUUAUGUGAGUCCAUAGUCCAGAUGAAAUAAUAUUCAUUUUGCAGACGUGUGUGUCACUUUGUCUCAUCCUUGAGGAAAACCAGAUGGAUCUGAGCAUCUUUGAAUCAGUUUGAUGCGAGGAAAAGUUAUAAACCUGUUUAGACCUGGUGUUAAUAUCCAUCCUGCAGGACCCUACAACUGGGCAGGUUUAAAUUCACCCAGGGCACAUUUUAGGACGCCUACCGAAUACCGACCACAUUUGCUGGUGGUUUUGGCCACAUGUGGCCACAUUCAUUAAGUCAAAACACAAUAGCCCCGCUUCCGCUGAGCAGUUCGGUCCAAGCCAGUAUGGUUCAGAAGGGUUAGAAUGGGUUUAGCCAAUUCAGGUGAACGUUUCCACUGCUGUCAGGGGGCAUGCAGGGUUAGGCCAAAUGUCUAGCAAGCCAUCGUACUAGUGCAACAACAACAAACGUGACGCUACAAACAACAACAAUGGAGGUCAUCCAGCAGGUCACUUUUGUUCUGCCUUUAUAUGUGCAGUACAUGCUGCAUUAAAUUAGAGAAGGUUACGGGCAGUGAAGAGAAACUUAGCCCAAAAGAGAAGAAAACGACUUACUUAUCGUGGGCUUUUGACGUCAGCGGUGACAUUUUUCUGUCCGCCAAUCAACUGAUUUCAUUGUGUGACGCCAGUAGCUCUGCCUUAACCGUACAGUACCAUUUUCCUAUGGACCUACAACUGAAGGGGUCCAGAAAGAGUGUGGUUUGGUUCCGUUUUAUGGGAGCCUUUUAUAUUGGAAACACAAAAUUGCGCCCCAGUCCGUACCGAACCCUCUCAGUGGAAACAGGGCUGAUGUGAGCUGGGCGACCCUGAAGAACCACCUACAUGUCUUCUUUGUGGGCGGACGACCAAGUCAUCAGUGGCACAAUAGUGACAAAAAUAAGUAGCAGCCAUUAAAACGGAUAAGAGCACACCACUGGUGUUUUGUUGGUUAAAAUCAGUGUGACGUAGUGCAUUUAUUCCUCCCACAUGUAAAAACAAAUUGGUUUAUUGCAUUGGUUUAUUAUUUGCUCGUAGGGCAGGAGAGUUUGAUCCAAGGACAAGUUGUCAUUCCAGAUGUACCUGGACACAUGUUAAUGCCGGGUGUGAGCAGGCGCAUUUAGAGUUGCCGACUCUGAGGAGGGUUUUCAAUACCUGGUCUGAACAGGGCUCAAAGAGGAGGAUCUUAAUUCUAAAAAUGGAUUAAGUGAAUUAUAAAAACAAAUACUCUUUAGAAUUAUUGUUUUUUGUGGAAAGUUUCCUUCAUAUUGGAUCUCUUUCUUUGAUGAAGACAUAUAGACUAACUUCAAAAGAGAU